Molecule: messenger RNA, 1806 nt
Organism: Penicillium brasilianum
Lineage: Eukaryota; Fungi; Ascomycota; Eurotiomycetes; Eurotiales; Aspergillaceae
Source: the annotation of a GenBank genome assembly
AUGAAGAGCAACAACACCAACAACAAGGAGACACUGUCAGGUGUCAAAACGGCGACAGCGGCAACCACCCGGCGAUCCGGCCCUGAUGGAAAGAUCGAUGCAGCUCGGAAAGACUCUCUCUGGCCCAAGGACAAGCGGUAUCUCUGGUUGAAAGGACGUGAAGCCAAACUGGAAGCAGAGCAAACCCUAUUCCAGCAGGCCAAACAGAAAUUCCUCCAAGAGAAACGCGAGUUCGAGGAAAGGAAGGAGAAGCACGAGCAAGAGGAGCUCUGCUUCAAGUUGAAGUGCAAGUCCACUCGCGAACAGUGGACUAUGGACACACUCGACUUGAAACGGGAGGCAACUCGCAACGAGGAAUUCCGUAGGCGCCUCGAGACCAAGCGCGAUGAUAUCGUGCGACCCUAUCUGUGGGCGGAGGCUGACAAGCGUGAAGCGCUGCAGUCCCGCAUCAUUUGUCUCGAGAAGGAUCUAGGCGGGGCCAAGAAUGAGCUGAAGAAAGCUCAAAACCGGUACUCCGACUACUGCCGUCAACUGACUGAGCAUCGGAGAACCAUCGCCCAUGAUGUCGCCAAGGAGGUUGAACAGGAAUUACAUCGACAAGAGGGCGAGCUAGUUCGCAAGGCCACAGAGGCACGGAAAUCUGCUACCCGCAAGUUCCGCGACGCCAACGGCCAGCUACGCAAGGCCCGCUCGAUGAAUUCCAAGCUCAGCGAAAUGGUUCGCACCGCGAACAAGCGAUACGACGAGCUGAAGGACGAGUCAGACAAGUACCGCCAAGAACAAGCUCAGGCUUCCCGACGCCUGCAGUGGGCCACGCGUCUUGACGCGGACAAUGACUCCCUGGUUCAAGGCGGCAACGACGACACUGAAGCUUCGCACGUAGCCGCGCUGAGAGAGAUUGAUCGGUUGCAUGCCGUUCACCAAGCCGAUAGCCGCCGCCAUAACUACGAGAAGACCAAUCUUCGCAACCAAAGCAUUCUUCGCUAUAAGAAGGUGCGUAUUCAGGCUUGCAAGAUCUAUUCUCUCGAGCGGGACCUGGCAAAGAAGGCUGCCACCGACAACCUCAGCAACCUCCCCCUGACAGAGAAGAAGGACGCCGCCGUCCAGACCGACGCCGCCGUUCAAAUUGAAGCCCACGUUCUGACUGACAGCACCGCUCAGUCUGGAGCACCUGUCCAGGCUGAAGCCUCAGUUCAAUCCGAUGGAGCUCAAAGUUCGAUGGCUGAAGGAUUCCAUGCGGCUCAGAGCAUGCACCAAGAGUUGUUCGAGACCAUCACCUCGCUUCAAGAGCAGGUGCAACAGCUGGAGGUAGACAAAGCCUUGGAACAAGCUCGUUCGUAUAAUCUGGACUGGAAUUACCGAGAGUGCCAAAAGCUACUGGAGGCUGUUCCCUCGCUUGAAGAGCAGUUGAAACAGCUGGAGGAAGCCAAAGCCUUGGAACAAGCUCGUGCGGAUAGUCUGGAGAAGGAGCAUGCCAAAAAGGCCACGGAGCUAGAAGUCAUUUUGAAGAAGUACCUGAACGUCCUGGACCACAUCCGUGGCCUUGACGGUCCUACAGGAGCGCUCCGGGACACGGUGUUAACCGCGGACGAGGCAUUGGAUGAGAUCAAGAAGGCUUACGAGAAUCCCCUCACGAACAUUCAGCUCACUACGUUGCUUGGAGACGAAAGUCGUCUGGCGGGAGAAUUGGGACAGCUGUUUCAUUGGUCCGACAUUAUCGUGGAUGGAAUAGAGAAAACCGACGACGGGAUUAUUUUCAAGGAUGAAGCCGAAUUGGUUCGUCAGUAUCUGUCACCCCAGAGUUGA